AUGUACCUACACAGUUUUUUAGUUUCAAUACAAAAGGAACGCGGGAACGUCGUCGGCUUUCAUUAUUUAAUAUAAUAAAUAAAGUUUAAACGAUUAUCAAGUGUAAAUUGUGUAAUAAUGUACUUUAUAUGAAAACUAACGAGAGAACGCGAGUGAUUUCCUCUACAUUUUAGUCAUUACAUGUAUUUUAUCUCCAUAAAUAAAACAAAUAGAUCGACGAAACAGCUAUGAAAAUCUAGAUAUGGCACACAAGGGAUACGACACAGGAGAACGAGUUUACACGUUCGUCGAUAGUAAACACGACCAGGAUAAUUUAAAGUGGUGGCAAAAGUUUUGUUUACGAUGUCAUGAACCCGAUUCAACACCCUCUUCGGAGCCACCCUGGUGGGUGAGAGCAUUUCCCUUCCCCCUAUUUCCAACAUUCAGACAGGCAGCUCAGCAAAUAUGUAUCAUUAUUUUUUUUUUCUUAACUUGGGGCAUCCUAUACGCUGAAAUCGGAGAUCCUGUUGCUCUAAGUGGAGAAUUACUUAGCAUGACCUUAUUGGUCAUAGCAUCGUACUUAGUAGGAUGGAUUUGGUUGAAAGUCACAACUUUACCAGCACUUAUCGGCAUGUUACUUACUGGUAUUUUAUUCCAAAACUUAAACCUAGUUCACAUGACUGAUACUUAUCGACAACUAAAUCAAGAUCUGAGAAAAAUAGCUUUAGUUAUAAUAUUGAUGAGAGCCGGAUUAGGUCUGAAUGCUGAUGUGCUAAAAAAGCAUUACAUAGCUGUAUUACAACUAGGGCUACUCCCUUGGCUUGUCGAAUGUGUUGCCAUUGCAAUCACUGCACAUUAUUUAUUACAUUUACCGUGGAUAUGGGGAUUUCUCUUGGGUUCAAUGAUUGCCUCCGUAUCCCCAGCUGUAGUGGUCCCCUGUUUAUUUAGACUUCGCGAGGCUGGUUAUGGAGUGGCUAAAGGCAUUCCCACAUUACUAUUAGCUGCUGCUUCUAUCGAUGACUCAGUCAGUGUUGCCGUAUUUGCAAUCAUUUUGAACGCUAUGUUCUCUACCGGAUCUACUACAUUUAAUAUUAUUAAGGGGCCACUGUCCAUAAUUGUAGGAAUAGUAUUAGGCGGAUUAUGGGGAGGGAUGACAUCUGUAAUUCCGGAAAAAGGAGACACCUAUGUAGUUCCUUUGAGAUUUUUAUCGCUAUUUUUAGGGGGCCUAUUCGCUCUUUUUAUUUCUAAUUUGGUUGGAUGGAGUGGAGCAGGUCCUUUAGCUAUCGUAUCAUCUGGUUUUAUGGCUGCUUACUUUUGGGAAAAGCAAGGAUGGCCAGUGAAUAAGAACCCCGUGAGCAACUUAUUUAGGAUACUUUGGAUAUUUUUUGAGCCAAUACUUUUUGCUUUUACAGGAGCUCAAAUAACGCUUAGUGCACUUGAUCCAGAUAUGAUAUCUAUGGGCGCUAUUUGUCUACUAUCCUGUCUUGCUUUGAGGGUAGUUGCAACAUUCCUUAUUAGUUUUGGAUGCGGUCUUAAUCCAAAGGAGAAGCUAUUUAUCGGCCUUACUUGGAUGGCUAAAGCCACAGUUCAGGCAGCAUUAGGCCCCGCAGCAUUGGAUCUUGUAAAUAAUGGGCAAUCUGCAGGAAAUCCAAAAACUGACGAAGAAUUUUACGCCAAAACUAUCUUGGCCAUGAGUGUACUAAGCGUAGUAAUCUCAGCUCCCGCUGGUGCUAUAUUUAUUGCACUUACAGGCCCAAAACUGUUGAGUAAGGAUCCUACAACCAUAGCUUCUGAAGAAAAUAUUGAAAGAGCGCACGACGUUCAAGGAAACGGUACAUCUACGGACUUAUGACGGAGGGAACCAUUGGAGUAAAACAUCUUUACUUAAUUAACUUUGUUUUAUACAAUAUUCUGAUGUACUUACACAACCGAUAGUGUUUAAAUAUAAAAUUCUUAUAUUAUACUUAAUAAUAAUCAUGUUAUGGUACUAAAAUAUUUUUUUUUAUUUAAAAUAAAUUUUAUUUAAUAUA
This is a messenger RNA of Colias croceus (clouded yellow), 2009 nucleotides long. Its product is annotated as sodium/hydrogen exchanger 9B2-like. The record is from RefSeq and is a predicted model, not a curated record. Gene Ontology annotation, cellular component: membrane. Gene Ontology annotation, biological process: proton transmembrane transport. The coding region runs from base 242 to 1831 and encodes 529 amino acids. Lineage: Eukaryota; Metazoa; Arthropoda; Insecta; Lepidoptera; Pieridae. Gene Ontology annotation, molecular function: antiporter activity. The transcript has 13 exons.